AAGUGCUUCUUCACACUUCUCAUCUCUCUCUCUCUCUCUCUUCAAUGGAAUCCAAUAGUCGGCGACGCUUUCACUCUCUCCGGCGACGAUGAACUCAUCGCCGGGGGAAUGAGUUCGUGUUGCUUCCUUCUCAGUCCGCGUUCCAACGGCGGCUCGCCGUUUCUGUUGAAGAACUUUCCAGAAGGUUCGUGGAAUCAAAUGGCGGAGUCAGGGACCUCGAAUUCCUCCGUCGUCAAUGCGGACGGGUCUAGUAACGGUGGAGGCGACGAGGACUCGUGCUCUACACGCGCUGAUGACGUGUUCACCUUCAAUUUCAAUAUUCUUAAAGUGGAAGGGGGGAACGACGUUGUAACGAAGGAACUGUUCCCGGUGAGUGGAGGAGUUAAAGGAAGAGAUGAAGGUGGGUCCGGGAAUUGGCAGGGGAAAGCUACGACGUCGUUUCCGACGAGGAAUGGCCUCGCGGAUCUUUCGUUUGAUCGCGAGGUGAAGAUGGUUCAGCCUCAGCCUCAGCAACCAGCCAAGAAGAGUAGGAGGGGACCAAGGUCUCGGAGCUCGCAAUACAGAGGGGUUACCUUUUACAGGCGGACCGGAAGAUGGGAAUCGCAUAUCUGGGAUUGCGGGAAACAAGUCUAUUUGGGUGGAUUUGACACAGCUCAUGCUGCUGCUAGAGCCUAUGAUCGAGCUGCUAUUAAAUUCAGGGGUGUUGAUGCUGACAUCAAUUUCAAUCUAAGUGAUUACGAGGAUGAUCUUAAACAGAUGAAGAAUUUAUCCAAGGAGGAAUUUGUGCAUAUACUCCGCCGCCAAAGUACUGGUUUCUCUAGAGGAAGUUCUAAAUACCGUGGAGUAACGCUCCACAAAUGUGGUCGGUGGGAAGCUCGAAUGGGACAAUUCCUUGGCAAAAAGGCUUAUGACAAGGCAGCUAUCAAAUGCAAUGGAAGGGAAGCAGUGACUAACUUUGAGCCUAGUACAUACGAAGGAGAGAUGAAGUCUGCAGUCAUUAAUGAAGGUGGCAGUCAGAAUCUUGAUCUCAAUUUGGGCAUAGCAACUCCAGGACCUGUUCCCAAAGAAAAUUGGGGGCAACCUCAGUUCCCCUCCGUCCCUUACAACAUGCACGGUGGAAGAUAUUCUAGGAUGGAAACCAAUGUUAAUUCAGGAAUAGGUAAUCCAUUUCUGAAAAGGCUGGUUGUAACUGAAGAGCGUCCUUCUGUAUGGAAUGGCAUGUAUCCUAGUUUCUUUCCCAACGAGGUAAUCCAUCUGGAGUUGAUUACUUGUUUCUUUAUCGAGUAACUCAUUUAAAGCCUUGACAAUUAUUUCCUUGUUAGUGUCUUCAUUAGAACACUGAAGAAUGCUUGACUUUAAAUGUGAUAUUUAACAGCAAAAUUUGAUUUUUAUGUUCAUGGAGUUACUAAUAAGUUUAUAUGAGCUUUUGGUGCAAUUUUUGUAGUGAAGUGAUUGUUGGUAUUAUGUUAUAUAUUUGAUAUUUGUUCCAUGUCAUUCAAUAUUUUAAGAAAUGAGUUGGUGCAAAUUGUGUUUCAAAAGCAUUAUUUGGAAUGAUCAGUCCAUGAAUACAUCAUGAUAAUGCAUAUAUAUAUAUAUAUAUAUCAUAUUCAAUGCAAUGGUCAUAUAUUAAUAAUAAGAUGAAUAUGGAGUAUGGCUAGAGUUUGAAAGCAAAGCAUAUCACGGCAUUGUGAUAACAUUUGCACUGAACGUUCCACUACCAUUUUAUUUUUGUUGCCUAUCUAGAGGUUCUGAGUGACGCAACAUCGAGCAUUGAGCUUUUGAGUGUAAACAAUUAUAUGAUGGCAUUUUUGCUUGUAUGUGAAAAUCUCUUUAAGACUGUAAAAGAUUAUUAAUAUUUUUAGCAGGAAAGAGCAGAGAGAAUCGGCAUUGAUCCUUCAAAAGGACUUCCCAAUUGGGCGUGGCAAACACAUGGCCAAGUCACUGCUAGCCCAUUAUCACCGUUCUCUGCUGCAGCAUCAUCAGGAUUCUCAAAUUCAGCUACCUUUCCAUCGACUACCAUGUUUCCAACAGGAUCUAUGAACUCAAUUGGGCAGAGUCUCUGUUUUACUUCAUCCAGCUCACCUAGCAGCAAUGCAUCUCAAAAUUAUUACCACGUUAAGCCCCCACAGGGACCACCCUAGCUGAUCUUGUACUACAGAUUAAAGGCAAACCAUAAGAAGUGUUUGCUUUCAGAAUUCUUUGUAUAAUUCAGUCACUGAUUGGUGUAUACUUGGAUUUGACACCUGAUUGAUACCUUUGCUUAAACCGUUAUGCCCCGUGUUUGGAUAAAUCAUCUUUGAAGGAAUGCUAUUCUUUGGGUGCACUAGUACUACGAUGUGCUAUUUUCCUCAAAUUUUUUGACAGUCAAAAUUCAUGGUAUAUGCUCACCAAUCUUGAGAUUUUAGGUCCUGAUAAUUAUGGGAGGAAAAAAAAAAGACCAUUUCAUUUUAUAUUUUUCCAUUGUAGGACUCUAACUGAUUUUUCUAUAUAAACCAUCUUAUUCUCUUUUGUUUAAGAUUUGGUUGUAAAAAGCAAUGCUUAAUAUUUUCCAUGACAUUUGGGAUCCCUUCACCUAGUAUCUGAACAAAUAAGCAA
Abrus precatorius (Indian licorice) is the source of this 2595-nucleotide messenger RNA. Its product is annotated as ethylene-responsive transcription factor RAP2-7. The transcript has 9 exons. Lineage: Eukaryota; Viridiplantae; Streptophyta; Magnoliopsida; Fabales; Fabaceae. The record is from RefSeq and is a predicted model, not a curated record. The coding region runs from base 109 to 1287 and encodes 392 amino acids. Gene Ontology annotation, biological process: regulation of DNA-templated transcription. Gene Ontology annotation, molecular function: DNA binding; DNA-binding transcription factor activity.